CAGCUCCUUCACCUAACAAUUCGUUUGUUCCCAUUUCCCCCGAUCUUCAAAUCCAUUUUCCUGUUAUUCUAUCUUCAUUCCCAGUUCCCACUGAUUCACCUUCAAUUUUCAAUAUUUACCCUACCCUUUUCUCUCUUGAUGCAAAUUCUUCUUUGUUUGUAGGCAGAAAAUACAACAGUAAUUCCUCUUCCACUCUCGUAAGUCUACUCUUAAUUCUCUCUAGUUACGCUUGUUUGAUCCUAGUUUUGUGUUGGGAUUCCUGAUUAAACUUUCAGGGUUCUGUGUAAAGGAGAAAGGUUGGGUUUUUGUUGUCCUGUUUGAAUUUCGGUUUAGAUUGAAGCUGAUUUGAUCUAGAGAUGCGCUAGAUCAAUAAAGCCAAGAAAAAGGUGUGUUCUUUAUUGUUUUUAUUUUAUAAUUCAUGUAUCUUGGAAUUUGGUCUUAGGAUCUAGUGUAUUGGUAUUAGCUUCUUUGUUUGAUUCAAUUCCUGGAACCUUGGUUUUGGUGAAAAUUUGGGUAUUCAGGUGGGAAAUUUGAAUGGUAUGAGAUCUUGAAUGUUAAGUGUUCGAUGAAUUGCCUCAAUGAACUGAUGUUUUUAUAGACAUGGAUAAUUCUGAUUAUUUGGGUGGUAGACACGAUGAGCGUUUGGGUGUUAACAAGAUUGGGAAAAAUAUUAGGAAGAGUCCACCACCACACCAACCCAAUUUUGCAAAUCCGGCAAGACAACCACCGCCGCCUCAGGUGUACAACAUCAACAAAAAUGAUUUCCAAAGUAUUGUUCAACAGCUUACAGGUUCACCUUUACACCAUUCGCAAGAACCACUUGCUAGACCUCAUCAAAACUCACCAAAACCCCCUAGCAUGCGAUUGCAAAGGAUCCGUCCACCAAGAUUAGCGCCUAUUAAUGUGAAUAGACCCCAAAUGCCAGUUCACCCCCGCCCACAAAUGCCGCCAAGGGGAUCCAUUUCUUUCAAUAAUAAUCUUGCCAGACCUGCCCAAUAUGGUCAACCACCGCCACGGCAGGCUAUGGUGCCACCACCCAUGACUGGUGGCGAUCAUAUGGGGUGGGCAAACACAGCAGAGUCUCCUAUCUCUGCUUACAUGCGUUACCUUCAACAUUCCAUCAUUGAUCCAGCCCAAGGACAUCCUCAAGAUCAUCCUCAAUAUCAGCUGCGACCUCAAACUCCAGGCCAAAUUCAAAGUCAGCAAGGACAAUCUUCUGGAUUGCAACCUCACCCAUCUUUCCCUCCUUUUCCAUCCCCAAGAAUGAACGGUUUACCACCUCCUUUUCCAUCCCCAAGAAUUAACGGACCACCGCCUCCUCUUCCAUCUCCAAGAAUAAACGGGCCUUUUAUUCCACCAUCACCUAAUUCUCAGUUCCUUUUGCCAUCGCCCUCCGGUUACUUGAAUUUGUUGUCUCCUUUAUCACCUUACCCGCUCAUUUCUCCAGGGUAUCAACAUCCUCCGCCUUUGACUCCACUUUUUUCCUUCUCACCCAUGGCGCAGUCGGGAAUCUUGGGUCCUGGGCCUCAACCUCCACCUUCUCCCGGGAUGGGAUUUCCGUCUCCAGGGUUUUUCCAACUACCAAGUCCAAGAUGGAGGGAUUAGCAGGAUAAUGGCAAAAAGAUGCCAACAGUUUGUGGAUUCAGUGGUUAGGUUUGCAUCAGAAUCAUCCCAGAGGCUUCUAAUGGGAGUUUCACAAGCCAAAAUGCAGGAAACAUUUGUUGUAAGAUAGUCUUUAGGAAGGGUGAUUUAUAUAGUUCUUUGUUUAUAAACUCCAUAUCCAUGUUUAGGAUAUUUGUUUAGAAACAAUGAAAUGGCAUGUUUUAAUUUAGUUGUUUUAGUGAAGAUUCAGCAUUUAUUUGUAA
This is a messenger RNA of Cynara cardunculus var. scolymus (artichoke), 1865 nucleotides long. RefSeq names its product protein HAIKU1-like. The coding region runs from base 601 to 1605 and encodes 334 amino acids. Lineage: Eukaryota; Viridiplantae; Streptophyta; Magnoliopsida; Asterales; Asteraceae. The transcript has a single exon. The record is from RefSeq and is a predicted model, not a curated record.